CCAGUAUGCCCACAGUCAGAGCGCGCUCACUCUUGGUACUGCUAAGCAUAUGCUUUUCUUACCAUUCUUCAGUUUUGCAACAGAACACAACUUUUUUGUUCUGAUUUAUAUUCAUUUUUUUUACAAAUAUAUAUCUUAGCUCAGACAUUGCGGUUGAGAGCAUUAAGGAGAGAUUCUGCACCCAAGGAUGGGCAGCAGUCGUUGAGAAAAUAGUAACCACAGUUAAUAUCAAUUGGUUAACUAGAUGAAUCUGCUACAUUUAAAUAUUUAACGUGUAACUCAUUUGGAAUAGAAUUGUAGGAAAUGGAGAGAUUUCUUAUUGGAUAUGAUCCAAACCCCUCCACUGUUACUUCAAAUUGACUAAUUAAAAAAGAUAUAUGUCUCUUUUGAAUGUUGAUUCAAGAAAGGACAAUUGAAUUUAUGAGCACUAGUUUGACUUUAUCAAACUUAUUUGCUCAAGAAACUUAGCCUACUUGAAAUUAAGAACAAAAUAUAUCCAGCACUGAAGAGUCUCAAGCUGAAUUGAUAAUGGAUUAUGAUCGAUUGAACGAGUUAAAGGCUUUUGAUGAUACAAAAGCUGGUGUUAAGGGACUAGUUGAUGCUGGAAUUGUGGAAAUUCCAAGAAUUUUUAUUAGGCCAUGUGAUGAACUUGUUGAAGAGUUGAAUCAGUGUAAGUCAACUCUACAAGUUCCAGUGGUUGAUCUCAGUGGAAUUGAAGUUGAAGAUCGACGUAAACAAGUUGUUGAUGAAACAAGGGAGGCCUCAGAGAAGUGGGGAUUUUUCCAACUGAUAAAUCAUGGGGUUCCCUCAAGUGUUUUGGAAGGAAUGAUUGAUGGGACUCGUGAAUUUCAUGAGCAAGAUGUUGAACUAAAGAAAGAGUACUAUUCGCGUGAUCGAGUAACAAGAAGAGUUAGAUAUGAGACUGAUCUUCAUCUAUACAAUUCAAAGACAGCAAACUCGAGGGAUACAUUGAACAUUUCUAUGAUAGUUACUGGUCAUAUUGAACCUGAAGAAAUACCGAUAGCUUGCAGGAAAGCAUUCCUUGAGUUCAUGAAUCAUGUCAGAAAACUAGGAGAAACUCUUCUUGAAUUACUAUCAGAAGCUCUUGGGCUAAAACCGGACCACUUAAACGCCAUGGAAUGUGCCAAAGGACAAACAUUGGUAUGCCAUUACUACCCGGCAUGCCCACAGCCAAAGCUAACUAUUGGCACCGACAAGCAUACAGAUCCUGAUUUCCUUACCAUUCUGCUUCAAGAUCAAAGCGGUGGCCUUCAAGUCGUGCAUAAUAACCAGUGGGUCGAUGUUGAGCCGAUUAAACAAGGUGUGGUCGUAAAUAUUGGCGACUUUCUUCAGAUACUAUCAAAUGACAAGUUUGUAAGUGUGAACCAUAGAGUUUUAGCGAAUCAGAUAGGACCAAGGAUUUCAGUGGCGUGCUUCUUCACUGGUGUUUUAACACCUCCAAAGAUUUAUGGUCCAAUGAAAGAGCUCAUAUCAGAAGAAAAACCCGCAGUAUAUAAAGAAUUUCUAGCAAGUGAUUACAUCACUGAGUUUUUCUCCAGGCCACUUGAUAAGUCUGGUCUUGAUCUUUUCAGACUGUGAAGAGUGAUCUGGCGCCAUGUCGCGAAGCAGCAGUGAACAUCACUAUAUUCCUUCAGAAAAACUAAAAUCCUUUAUGCACAACAAUGUCCAAGUUUGUGGUUUGCUGUACAAUAAUGUUUUGUCAACGACUAUUAAAUUAUCCUUCUAAGAGCAUUUUUAUUGUGCUGCUGUUUAUUUCAAACCUUAAAAGAUCAGAAAUAAAACAUCUUUUAGAUCCUUUCA
Messenger RNA from Nicotiana tabacum (common tobacco), 1821 nucleotides. RefSeq names its product deacetoxyvindoline 4-hydroxylase-like. The record is from RefSeq and is a predicted model, not a curated record. Lineage: Eukaryota; Viridiplantae; Streptophyta; Magnoliopsida; Solanales; Solanaceae.